GGAUGAGGCAAUCGAUCCUGUCGAUCUCCAGGUCUCUUCUCGCUGGGCUCUUCUCUCUCCAGGAACAAGCUUCCAUUGCCCUGGCUGGGGAACUAUAAACCCGCCCCUUCUCGUCUCUCUCAAUCUCCUCCCAAUCCUCCUUGCCGGUGUCUCUGAACGAUCCAUACCCUGGAAAUCUUUUAUACCAUCCAGCCCACCUACUGCCCUCCCUUCCCUAGCGAUCCCGUCAAUUAAUCUGAGACCCAGCCUCCCCUCUGGCUGAAUCCGUCCCCUCUUGACUCUCCCUCCACGUCCAACCACCGCGUCUCAGGGUCGUUCUCCAGGGAAACCCUCACGACCCUAUCGAAGGUACUGAAACCGCGUAGCUUUGGUGCCCCUCUCCAGCCACGAGUCUUGAGAGUAGCCUCGACGCUCGAUUCGUGCCAUUGGUGCUUCACUCUUCCUGACAGACGUGAAGCCGGGCUCCACGAACCGGCUAAUCUGAACCCCCCCCUCCUACUCAGACCAGCCCUUUGCCGCGGUAACAGAGGGAGGCUAUUGUCUGCAUUCCUGGCCUUGCGUGAAGCGUUCCUCCGGCACGCGACGCGGGCGCCUUUGGAUCUCGUCGAAGUCAUGGCGUAUAGCUGUGACACUAUUCUCGACCCCAUCACCCAACGAGACCUGAAGACCGAAGACUUUGAAGAAAUGAGACCUCAGGGACAGCAAAUUUCCGAUCGCUUGACUGUCGAGGUUGAUUGCCACUCUCUGGGACCCAGUGAAUGUCCCUCGAUGACUUCGAGUUUCUCUCCUUUGGAGUCUCCGACUCCCACCCCAACCAGUAUCUAUAGCCAAGGAUCUCUGGCAUCACCCAGCUGGCACGAAGCCGGCCACUAUCACAGCCUGCCUAUGGAGCGACGGACUUCUGCAACGCCGCUCCGAAGCGCCUUCCGCAUGUCGGACUUCCCAUCCGCCGAGGGCAUGGGCAUGCCCGUCGGCGGCAUGGAGCGUCAAGAACAGAUCCCCAUGUCCGCUGAGUACCUCUCCGGCUACGACGAGAAUGUCGAGCAGUUCUGGAUCCCUCAAGAUUCAAUUCCGAAGACUUUCGAGCAACCUACGUUCCCUUAUCAAGCGCCCAUGCCCCAGUAUCACCAUACCAUGGGCCGCAACCAUUACUACCGCCCACAAGCUCAAGCAGCCUACUUGCCCGAGUCUGCUUCCAACCCUUGCCUCUCCCGUCCCAUGUUUAACCAGCCCGAACGUCUUCCCAACUCCGCAUCCAUGUCAAACAUGCUGCCUUGGAUGGCCGCUACGGAGUCCAUGCCUCCACAGACCAUUACUCCUGCGCAGACUCUGGCUGGCCCUGUCACUCCUCCCUCGUCUCACUACUCCGAGUUCCCCGCCAGUCUUCAAACCUUUAAGCCUCAUACUCCCACGACCCCCGUGCGAUCAAUGUCUCUGGGAACGCCCGGUAGUGACACUCCCAACAGCCGUAUGUCCGGCCAUAUGGAGUACCAAGACGAAUACCCCGUCUCUCCAGUAUACAGGGAUGGCCACAUGAUCCGCACCCACCGCCAGCCAUCUCGGAAGCCAUCGAAGAAGCAGCUCCUCCGAUCCAACCUCAGUCUGGAGAAUUUGCCUGCAGUCAUCAAGCAGGUGCAGUUCAAGUGCAAGGAGCCUGGCUGCAAGGGCCGUUUCAAGCGCCAGGAGCACUUGAAGCGUCACAUGAAGAGCCAUUCCAAGGAGAAGCCCCAUGUCUGCUGGGUACCUGGUUGCCAUCGUGCUUUCUCCCGAAGCGACAAUCUGAACGCUCACUACACCAAAACCCACAGCAAGCGGGGCGGUCGCAACCGCUAUGUUUCCACCCUCGACGAGAACAGCCCGGAUUACAAUCCCGAAUUCCGUGGCCAGCUGACGCAGGAUGGGCGGCCCAUUUAUGGAUCCAAACUGGAGGAAAUUCCGGAUUGCGAUAUCAGCGUCGAUAGCUGGGAUGAUUAGAUGCACAAAUAGACACCACAAAGAGGAAUUCGCCGGUCCCGGGCGAAUACAACAAAACAAAAAACACAAAAACACAUGUCAACACGCCAUGCAAUCAAUUUCAAACGAAUACGCAAUCUGAAGACGCCAAAGACUCGAGAACAAAAACAUUGAAUUAUCACAAAAAAAAGAAACAAACCACCAAAAUCGCGGCCUUUCGAGGCUAGUAGGCAUUGAUACCCUUGGAGGAGAAUGGGCUGCCACCCAUACAUGGCAUCGGCAUUACCCCCGGUCAACCACCAUUGGCCGUUACGGCGUUGUAUAUGGUCUUCCGCUUUGGCGAAGACCAUUCCCUGUGAUUACUUUUCUUUCCUUUCAUCUUCCUCUUCAUGCAUAAUUUGUCGGGGCGAAAAUGGCCUUGGGGUGGAUAUUUGCUUGGUUUUUAACUUGAACGGCGUUUGCAUAUUAUAUUGUUGGUUCGAUCGCCCGUGGGAUAAUCACUUGGGAGGAACGGGCGAUCUUGUACAAUCAGCUACAACGUUUUCUAAUCUUUUUUACCGAGUUCACCUCUGUCGCGUGUAUCACUAUUGCUUACUACAUUAUGGCAUAAUAUGAAAAGAAAAGACAAG
Penicillium brasilianum is the source of this 2582-nucleotide messenger RNA. The record is from the annotation of a GenBank genome assembly. NCBI's taxonomy places the organism in Eukaryota, Fungi, Ascomycota, Eurotiomycetes, Eurotiales, Aspergillaceae.